AGACGCAAGCCGUGGGAAGGACCGAGAGGCCGGCUUCCUGGCUCCGGGGAGCGGAGAGGGCGGGCUUGGGUGCUGCUUGUGGGCUCACUAGCAAGGAUGGGAGACGGGGAUCCUUAUGGGGCGGCAAGGUUGGGGGCGAAGAGCGCAACCGGCGGCGCGGGAUGCUCUUGAGCCACCACUGCCUGCGUUUGCCGCGUCGAAACCCGCGUUGGGUCCGUGGGAAGGAGCCCAGGAGGAUGGAGGCUGCGGUUUAGAUCUCACUCUGGCUUCUUGCUGUCACCCAAUUACGUGCUGGGCGGCAGCGCUGGGCCUAGGCGAGACCGUUUCCCCCUCUCCCUCCCGGUCUGAUUCUCCGCUCUUCAUCCUCCAGGUGCAGACAUGGCCAAGUCCAAGAACCACACCACGCACAACCAGUCUCGAAAAUGGCACAGAAAUGGCAUUAAGAAACCUCGGUCACAGCGAUAUGAGUCUCUUAAAGGGGUGGACCCCAAAUUCCUGAGGAACAUGCGUUUUGCCAAAAAGCACAACAAGAAGGGCCUGAAGAAGAUGCAGGCCAAUAAUGCUAAGGCCAUGAGCGCCCGUGCCGAGGCCAUCAAGGCCCUGGUGAAGCCCAAGCAGCCUAGGCCCGUGGUCACAAAGAAGAACAGUCGCAAGCUCAGUCGACUUGCGUAUAUCGCUCACCCCAGGCUUGGGAAAAAUGCUCGUGCCCGCAUUGCCAAGGGUCUCAGGCUUUGCCGGCCAAAAACCAAGGUUGAAACCAAGGAUCCAACCAAGGCUAAAACCAAGGUUCAAAUGAAGGCUAAAGCCAAGGCUCAAAUGAAGGCUAAAGCCAAGCCCCAGAGUAAGACCCAGACGGCUGCAGCUCCAGCACCAGCUCAAGCUUCCAAAGGUGCCCAGGCCCCUGCCAAGGCUCCCUAAGAGGCUGCUGUCAGUGUGAGCGUGGAAGGACUGGUGCGAUCUCUGGGCUGUCUCCAGUCUGGGUCCUCCUGUUCUAUUUGUACAAAUAAACCUGAGAGCAGGA
Molecule: messenger RNA, 1021 nt
Organism: Sorex araneus (European shrew)
Lineage: Eukaryota; Metazoa; Chordata; Mammalia; Eulipotyphla; Soricidae
Gene: RPL29
Product: ribosomal protein L29
Exons: 3
Coding region: 379-918 (179 amino acids)
Biological process (GO): cytoplasmic translation
Cellular component (GO): ribosome; cytosolic large ribosomal subunit
Molecular function (GO): structural constituent of ribosome
Source: RefSeq, a predicted model, not a curated record